AUGAGGCGUUAUAACCCAUUUCUACGACGUUGUAUCGGGAAGAUCCACUGGUCAGCACGUCUACUGUUAACUGUGUUUUCGAUAUAUGUUAUUUUACUAAUAUUUAAAUGUGCUUCGCAAGGCGGCUGUCAAUGCACUGACACACAAGGUGAUAACAGUGAAACACUCCGUCAAAAAAGAUUUACCACACUUCCACAGAAUAACGAAUUAUUUGUGAAUAUUUCAAAAAAUGAAGACACUCGGAGGAGGUAUCUCGCUCCUAUUCAUGUUUACUUGGACGGUGGACCAAACCGAGCUUUCUGGACGUUCCGUAGAGAAUUACGCCUGGCUUUGCUCCAAAAUCGUACGAUUGUGUCGACUCCUUUUCGCGUGUAUGAUAGGUUGGAGACUCAAAUGUACAGCUCAGUAUCCAUGAGACGCGCCUUUGACGAGAUUCUAAUCAAUCAAAUCGUUCCCGUAGUUUCCAUGAAAGAAUUUUACGAAGAAUGUAAGGACGAAUUAAUCCCGAAAAUAAAAUUGAAACCAUUCGAUGUGAUACAGGAUAAGGAAGUCUCAAAUAGCCGGAGAUAUUUCAAAACUAGAGACGCCGUGGGAGAAAUUGGUCGUGAUUAUCCCUUCCAUGCAAGGGUCAGCUCUGGAUCAACUCCAGAAGAAAACUCUAAAUUCCUUGCAGCAACCCAAGGGGUUCGGUGUCUGUCAGUCUAUUUUGAUGAAGAUGUACGGUUCUUCAGAUCGCCCGCAGAUGAAGAACUUUACCAGGAAGUAGACAAUCAUCUGUCUUGGUCGCCGUAUGUAAGUGGCCUUGUUGACGGCGUAUACGAUGCUAUCUGUGACGGAACGCCGUUCGCUGUCGUACAUUGGAGAAAUCGUACGGGGGAAAAAUGCCUGAAUGGGUCAUACUGGGCACCACAUGUGUGCAAACCAACCGAUUAUUUUAAACUCAGCGUCAUGUCGAAGACAAUCGAUGUAUUGGUCAAUAGUCUUAUAGAGUACAUCCAAUCCAGAGGGCAUACAUGCGUCUACAUUGCACAUCCUCCGUAUCAACAGGAAUUCGUGAAUAGAAUGAAGAAAGAGUUUCCGGGUGUUGUUUAUACGCUGAAAAGACUCGUGCAAAAAUCUCACAAGUUAAUGAAACUGCAAAACAAAAAUGACAACUUUGUUUUGUCAUUAGUGGAACAGGAGAUUGCAGUUAGAGCCCAUCUGUUCAUAGGAUGGCGUGAAUCAAGCUGGACUAAGAUGGUAUCUGUGAUGAGACGUAGUUUAGGCAAAGAAAUAGUCCCGCUUCCGGUGGAGAGGAUGUCGUCUUUACAGAAAAUGAUAUGGUGCAACACUAUGAAGUUCGAUAACAGUUUUGACCCAACGGCGUGUGAAUUUGAAGGCACUUAUCGGGAUUACUGA
This is a messenger RNA of Saccoglossus kowalevskii, 1398 nucleotides long. RefSeq lists its product as uncharacterized. The record is from RefSeq and is a predicted model, not a curated record. Gene Ontology annotation, biological process: protein O-linked glycosylation via fucose. Lineage: Eukaryota; Metazoa; Hemichordata; Enteropneusta; Harrimaniidae. Gene Ontology annotation, molecular function: peptide-O-fucosyltransferase activity.